CCCUGUCAUCAUGUUAUCCCAGGGGCUGCAGCAGCCUUAGUUCAGCACUGAGGCCACACCUGGUGGGUCGGACCUGGUAGCCAGCGGACACCUGGAAUGCUGCCCAGCAUCUCCAUGCCUGGCUCUAGUGGAGCUCAGACUGGCUUUGUGAGUGGGUUGUCAUCUUUUCUCAGCGUGCAUCCAUGGGACGUUCAGGAGGUUGGAAGGAGAGCCAGCUAUUCACCUGGCUCCCUUAACUGCUCAUGUGGAGGGACACCAGUCUUACUGAUGGCGUGGUAUGAGCUUCCAGUCUUCCUGUGGGCAGAGAGGCACCCAGCUUAGAGGAAAGUGAGGCCAUAGCCUGCUGUGUUCCCAUGCAUUUCUUCUGGAAGCACUUUAACAUCCAUUAACCUUGGAGGGAGGGUCACCACCUUGGAUAACUCAUCAGGAAGCUGGGACCCAGAGAGGGUAAUGGAUAUCCAGUCACACGGGCACGAGGCCUGAGCUGGCGCAGGGGCUGGGCUCCCUCCAUCCAGCAUAAGCACCUCAUAGCCAGCCCCUGGGCCUAGUCAGCCACCCAGGUGGGGCACAGAGAGUGCUCAGAGUGUACCUGUUCUGUGGAGACUCCCAGAAGGCGGUCUCGGGUGGGCACCCUCACCCACCCGUGUGGCAGAGAUGAUUACAUUGUGGGGCUUGGACAUGUGCCCCAGGGGAGUUUGUGCCCUGGUUUGUGGACACUCGCAGGAGGGGUCUAAUCCAGGAUGGGGCCUCAGGCCUCUGUGUUGAGUACCAGAAGAUCCUCAGAGCUGGUUGGAAAAGCUGCUGUGAUGGGGAGUGAGCAGAGUGCCAACUUUGGGAGUGUGUAAGGCUGGGGGUCUGGAGAGCCAUAGAGGCGGGGGCCUGAGAGGCACUGAAGGACCGGUUCAUGCAGGAGCCCCAUGCUGGGGCCAUGGGCAGUUUGUCCACCCCGGGCCCCUCCAUGUGCCCACGGAGCACGGGUGGCAUGUCCUCCAGCCUGAGGUCCCUCCUCCUGGGAUCUCUGUCUGCCACCUCUCUGGGUGAGAGGGCUUAGGCUCCAGUCCAGCUGUGCCCCAAGCUGUCAUGGGCCUAAGCAGGUGGUCAGCCUCUAGAUCUGAAGCACCUGGCCUCUCAGGUGGAGCCAAGAGCAUGGACCACAGCCCAUAGCUGGGAGCCUCAGAGGAGGAGAGGGUGUCUUGGUGUCCAGCACCCAGGGCAGAGAUGUCAGGCUGGUGUCCGAGCAGUUCUCGCAGUCACCGCAGAAGCUGUCUUUCUACAGCUGGUAUGGCAGCACCAGGCUCUUCCAAUUCCGCGUGCCCCCAGACACCGUGCUGCUGCGCUGCCUGUUCCACGUGUCACGGGGAGGCAGUCCCACGUGUGCCAACGUGGAGAUCACCGUGUACUUCCGCUAUGGCGCCCCGCCGGUCAUCAACCCCCUGGGCACCAGCUUCCCUGACAAUACCUCUGUGCAGCCCUCCUUCCUCGUCAAGAUGCUAGAGAGCAACGCCUCUGUUAACAUCUCCCACCCUGCACCUGGGGACUGGUUUGUGGCUGCCCACCUACCCCCUUCAUCCCAGAAGAUUGAGGUGAAGGGCUUUGCUCCCACCUGUGCCUACAUCUUCCAGCCGGACAUGCUGGUCGUGAGGGUGGUUGAGGUCUCCAUUCUGGAGCCAGACAUGCCCCUUCUGCAGACCCUCCUCUCCCGCCCCAGCUACCUCAAAAUCUUCAUCCCUGAGUACACCCAGGAGUUGCGUCUGGACCUAAAGGGCUGUGUGUCCAACGGGAGCCUGGGCUGCCCCGUGCACCUCACCAUGGGCUCAGCCACCCUGCCCAGCAACUUCCAGAAGGUGCUGGCCUGCACCGGCCCCACCAGGACCUGCCACCUGCUGCUGCCCUCGCCACCCUGGGAUAGGUGGAUCCAAGUGACAGCCAAGAGCCUGGCAGGACUCCAUGUGUCUGUGGUAUUCAGCAUCGUGGCUGCCAUCACAACCUGCAGGCCGAAGACCAUAACCUCGCAGCACCUUCAGAGCAGCCUGAGCCAGAGCCGCAACGCCUCCACUGGCCUGAUGCCCAUGAGCCUUGGCCACCAGGACCUGGGCGGGAGCCAUGGGCUGGGCAGUGGCUCCUUCUGCCUCAUGAGCUACCCCGUUGUGCGGGAAGACAUGGAUGUGGUGUCUGUGCGGUUCCGGCCCCUGGACAGGGUCUCCGUGUUGGUACAGUCUGGCAUGCCCUCAGUGAUGCGGCUGUACCUCGACACAGGCAUGGACGGUGGGGGCUCCCUCACCCUCUCCCUGCAGGCCAAUGAGACCGCACUUGCCAACAACACCCUGGUAGUGGUCUGCGUGAAUGCCGCCGCCCCCUUCCUCAGCUUCACCACCUCACUCAACUGCACCACAGGCCUUCCCACCCCUGCAGCCUUCUUCCAGGGCUAUCCCCUGUCUCUGAGCACCUCAGCUCAUAAGGCCACCCUCAUCAUCCCCUACCCAGAGACAGACAACUGGUACCUCUCCCUGCAGCUCGUGUGCCCUGAGGGUCCUGAGGAGUGUGAGCAGGCUCUGGUCCCAGUAGAAACCACUUUAUACUUGGUGCCCUGCCUGAAUGACUGCGGACCUUAUGGCCAGUGCCUCCUGCUGCGCAGACACAGCUACCUGUAUGCAGGCUGCAGCUGCAAGGCAGGCUGGCGUGGGUGGAGCUGCACAGACAAUAGCACAGCCCAGACGGUAGGCCAGCAGAGGCUAGCCAUGCUCCUGCUCACCCUCAGCAACCUCAUGUUCCUGGCUCCUGUUGCCAUCUCCAUGCGCCGCUCACUCCUGGUGGAGGCCUCCGUCUAUGCCUACACCAUGUUCUUCUCCACGUUCUACCACGCCUGCGACCAGCCUGGGGAGGUGGUGCUGUGCAUCCUCAGCUAUGACACGCUGCAAUACUGUGACUUCUUGGGCUCUGGAGUAUCCAUCUGGGUCACUAUCCUCUGCAUGGCGCGGCUGAAGGCAGCCCUGAAAUACACCAGAAGAAGGGCUUGCUGCUGCUCUCAGAAGCCUCCUGUCUUUCCUGGCACCCACUGGAAGAAACUGCUUUCAGAUAUCAAGGGACUGUGCUGGCAGGUUGGAGGGACCAGGACAGGAAGGUGGUGGGCAGGGUUAGGUUCUGUUUCUUCUGGGCACGCUGGUGUUUGCCAUGUCCUUGCAGCUGGACCGCAGGGGCGCCUGGAACAUGAUGGGGCCUUGUUUGUUUGCCUUUGCAGUCAUGGCCACCAUGUAUACCGCUGUGGGCACCGGCGCCACUGCUACCCCACCUCCUGGCAGCGCUGGGCCUUCUGCCUCCUGCCUGGCAUCAGCAUGGCUGCUGUGGCCAUUGCCAUCUAUACUUCUAUGACAACCAGUGACAACUACUACUACACCCACAGCAUCUGGCACAUGCUGCUGGCAGGGAGUGCCGCCUUCCUGCUGCCGCCAAGGGAUUCGCACACCAAGCCCUGGGCCUGUUCGCAGAAGCUCCCCUGCCACUAUCAGAUCUGCAGGAACCACCGGGAGGAGCUGUACGCGGUCACGUGACAGGGUCUAGGCAGCUCUCAGGAUGACCUCUCCAACCAGGGGCAGGACUGAGGGAGAGGGACCCCGUCCAGAUCAAUUUCCAGCUGAAUAAAAUUGCCCUGCA
Molecule: messenger RNA, 3651 nt
Organism: Manis javanica (Malayan pangolin)
Lineage: Eukaryota; Metazoa; Chordata; Mammalia; Pholidota; Manidae
Source: RefSeq, a predicted model, not a curated record